Lycium ferocissimum is the source of this 1741-nucleotide messenger RNA. RefSeq names its product U-box domain-containing protein 4-like. Bases 473 to 1537 code for a protein of 354 amino acids. The record is from RefSeq and is a predicted model, not a curated record. Lineage: Eukaryota; Viridiplantae; Streptophyta; Magnoliopsida; Solanales; Solanaceae. Gene Ontology annotation, molecular function: protein binding. The transcript is spliced from 3 exons. Gene Ontology annotation, cellular component: cytoplasm; nucleus.
CAACUAUUACCUCUCAUCAUUUUCCCAUAACAACAAUCCCCAAAACCUUCAAUCUCACCAAAAACAUUAAGUCAUAGCGGGUGAAAUAUUCUGAAGGAAAGUGUUUUUGACAUAUGGCAUACCUGUAGCUUUUAAGAAUUUCCUACCGUUUUCGCUUAUGUUGAUAGGGGAGUGACUUGGUACUAUGCUCAAUUUGACCAACUAUUAGUAGAUAAAAUGAUUUCGUUCCACUUCUGAAUCCCAGAUAAUUCCAUUAGGGGUCAGUCAAGCACACUGAGAUUUAAGGUCAUUUCUCCAAAUUGCUCUCUAUUUCUAAGUUCAUAACCUUCGCGCACCAAAUAAAAGACCUAUUCAAGAAGACCCUCUAGUUUUCCAAAAAAGAUCAAUUAAAAUCCUCGAAUUAUUUCUGCUAGACCAAUAUAUUUUCCUAAAAAUCGUGAUAAAAAAAGUAUUUUCCGCUAGAUUUCCGACAAUGGAAACUGAGGUUCAAUCAAAUUUCACUUACAUGGGAAGAACAUUCAGUGGUCUCAGUAUCAACGACUCUUCAUCAGCUUUUAGCGAUUGCAACAGCGAUAGAUCCGGCGAGUUUCCGACGACUUCUUCUCAAAGCCGACGGUUACUAUUAGCAUGUGCAUCAGAUAACUCUGACGAAUUAAUCAAACAACUCGUCUCCGAUCUCGAAUCAAACUCAAUCGAUGUGCAAAAACAAGCAGCAAUGGAGCUAAGACUCUUAGCUAAGAACAAGUCAGAAAAUCGCUUAAAAAUCGCUCGAUUCGGUGCGAUUAAACCGUUGAUUUCGCUUAUAAAUUCAUCUGAUCUUCACCUUCAAGAGUAUGGCGUUACGGCAAUUCUCAAUCUCUCACUCUGUGAUGAAAACAAAAGCAUUAUCGCAGAAUCAGGAGCAAUAAAACCGCUAAUUCGAGCUUUGAAAAUGGGAAAUUCGACUACGAAAGAGAAUUCAGCUUGUGCUUUGCUUCGAUUAUCGCAAAUCGAAGAGAAUAAAAUAGCAAUCGGGCGAUCUGGAGCAAUACCUCCUUUAAUAAACCUUCUGGAAACAGGCAAUUUCCGUGGAAAAAAGGACGCAUCAACGGCGUUAUUCUGCUUAUGUACUGUAAAGGAGAACAAAGUUAGAGCAGUUCAAGCAGGUGUGAUGAAGCCGUUAGUUGAGCUAAUGGCGGAUUUCAGUUCAAACAUGGUGGAUAAAUCCGCGUCUGUGAUGAGUGUUCUGAUUUCUUCGAUGGCGGAAGCAAGGGCGGCGGUGGUUGAGGAAGGAGGAAUUCCGGUAUUGGUGGAGAUCGUGGAGGUGGGCACGCAGAGGCAGAAGGAAAUUGCGGUUGCGAUAUUGUUGCAGCUGUGUGAAGAUAGUGUUAGUUAUCGGACUAUGGUGGCUAGAGAAGGGGCUAUUCCUCCAUUGGUUGCUUUGUCACAGUCUGGUACAAGUCGCGCCAAACAAAAGGCAGAGACACUUAUUGCUCUUCUAAGGCAGCCAAGAUCCGGUAACGCCGCUACAGCCAGAGGUUCUGAUGUGUCGUUUUGAUUGUCACCACAUGUUUUUGUCCCUCUUUUGUUUGUUUCUUUGUUUUGUCUGUAUUAUAGCUACUCAAACGCUACUCAAGAGAACCACAAAAAGAUGGUUAAAUAGAAGAAAAAAUGAGUCAAAAACUGUAAAUAUCUAGUAAGCUUUGUAAAGUUUGGUUGUUUUUCUGGAUGUGACUUUUGGGUGUUUUUUAAUACCUCGAUA